Messenger RNA from Panicum hallii, 1546 nucleotides. RefSeq names its product probable carboxylesterase 2. NCBI's taxonomy places the organism in Eukaryota, Viridiplantae, Streptophyta, Magnoliopsida, Poales, Poaceae. The coding region runs from base 401 to 1408 and encodes 335 amino acids. Gene Ontology annotation, molecular function: hydrolase activity. The transcript has a single exon. The record is from RefSeq and is a predicted model, not a curated record.
UGAGAAAAUGGAAAUGCCACUACAUUUCUUAGCACUGACUCCAUAGGGCAGAGGGCAGAGGCUACAUCGCACGCUGAAGUCUGAGCAGCAGUACUCAAGCAGGUCACGACUUCACCGAUGUCAGCAUGGCCGGUGUCCGGCGUGCAUCCAUACUUGGAGUCUGGCGUCUGCGUGUCCCUGAUCCGUCCACCGCUGUCUCCGUAGCCGGCUUGUCGGCGACCUCUGCUCCAGCGCACCUGCUCCACGUCAACCCCAAGGAGCCGUGAGACUACCGCCCGUCUACACUAUAAGCCGGUGUCGUCCGGUGAUCCCAAGAGAUCAUCGAGCUGCUCAAGACCAAGACGACGACAUCACCCCGCACCAGCAGGAAGCUCAGCCAUCUCAUCGCCAGCGGCCGUGCAUGGCGUCCACCAACACCGCCCCAUCCGGCGUGGACUCUGCCGACGAGGUCCUCCACGAAUUCGGCAUCGUCCGGAUCUACAAGAGCGGCCGCGUCGAGCGGCCCCUCGUGGCCCUGCCCGUUACGCCGGGCCUCGACGACGCCACCGGCAUCAAGUCCAGGGACGUCCAUCUCGGCGCCUACUCCGUCCGCCUCUACCUGCCUCCGGCCGCGGUCACCGCCCCCAGCGCCAGGCUCCCGGUCGUCGUGUACGUCCACGGCGGCGGCUUCGUGGCGGAGUCCGCCGCGUCCCCGGGCUGCCACCGCUUCCUGAACAGGCUCACGGCCGCCUGCCCAGCCCUCGGCGUCUCUGUCGAGUACCGCCUCGCGCCAGAGCACCCGCUCCCGGCGGCCUACGACGACUCCCUCGCCGCGCUCAAGUGGACGCUCGCCGCGGCCGACCCGUGGGUCGCCGCGCACGGCGACCUCGACCGCGUCUUCUUGGCCGGGGACAGCGCCGGCGCUAACAUCUGCCACUACCUGGCCGUCCACCCCGACGUCGUCGACGCCCAGACACAACAUCAGGGCCAGGGCGGCAGCGCGCGGGCGCGGCGGAGGCUCAAGGGCGCCGUCCUGAUCCACCCCUGGUUCUGGGGGUCGGAGGCCGUGGGCGGGGAGCCACGGCACCCCGCGGCGCGCGCCAUGGGGGCGCGGCUCUGGCUGUUCGCGUGCCCCGACGCGGACGGCAUGGACGACCCGCGGAUGAACCCGAUGGCGCCCGGCGCGCCGGGGCUGGGCACGAUGGCGUGCGAGCGGGUCAUGGUGUGCGCCGCGGAGCACGACUUCCUGAGGUGGCGCGGCCGAGCGUACGCGGAGGCGGUGGCCGCGGCGAGGGGCGUGGAGGGGGAGGGAUCGGUGGAGCUGCUGGAGACGGAGGGCGAGGGGCAUGUGUUCUAUGUCUUCAAACCCGACGGCGGCAAGGCCAAGGCCAUGCUCGACAGGAUCGUCUCCUUCGUCAAUGCUCCGUGAUGCGCUAGCUAUUGUUCCUUGUGUUGGGUUCAUAGCUUUUGUCCUUGUGCUUCGGCGCCUUUGUAGGAUACUCCUAUAUGUGAAGUGUAGUAACAAAGAUGGUGAAUUGGGGAUAAAUAAAUGUACGGAUGAUCCUCA